ACUUUGAGAUGUAAUAUUUGCUGUAGGGCGUGGUCCCCUCCUACGGGUCGACGACUCCCUACCAGGAUUCACAUAUAUAAAAGGAGAUCUCGACAUGCUACGAUACAUAGCAAUCGCAUACCUUAGGGCGAGUACUGGUAAUCCAGCAGCGCACUGAUAAGGCAUGAAGGUCCUCAUUGUUCUCUCCGCGCUCUGCGCUAUCGCGACCGCAAAGCCGACUUAUCUAGCUUACACCGGCAUACCACUCGGACCCGAUGGUAAGAUCCUGGACACUCCGGAGGUGGCGCAAGCAAAGGCGGCGCAUCUCGCUACUCAGGCUUACGAGGCCGCUAGAAAUACGCUCGGCUAUGCGCCCGCCCUGGCCAUUUAUGCACCUGCAAUUACGUACGGCGCGCCCAUCGGCGCGGACGGUCGGGUGAUAGACACACCUGAGGUCGCUCAGGCCAAGGCUGCCCAUCUCGCCGCUCACGCCCAAGAGGCAGCCAAAACAGUCGGAUUUGCUCCAUAUGGGGCUCUAACAUACGCUUCGCCUGCAUUCUACGGUUACGCUCCACUUGGACCCGAUGGCAGAGUAAUAGAUACCCCCGAAGUGGCGCAAGCUAAGGCCGUACAUUUUGCUGCACAUGAGGCUGCCCGAAACGCCGUUUAAUAAGUGUAAUUAUAUGAAAACUGCGAUACACCAUGCAUAUUGAUC
Camponotus floridanus (Florida carpenter ant) is the source of this 694-nucleotide messenger RNA. RefSeq names its product cuticle protein 2. The transcript has 3 exons. The record is from RefSeq and is a predicted model, not a curated record. NCBI's taxonomy places the organism in Eukaryota, Metazoa, Arthropoda, Insecta, Hymenoptera, Formicidae. The coding region runs from base 164 to 649 and encodes 161 amino acids.